CGGGGCCUUCACUGGAGGAUCGAAUGGAAACCUAUCUUCUUAUCUUUUCCGAGCCAAAGCCAACCCACCCCAGGAGAAGAAACCAAACACCAUGCCCAAUUUGUGAAGCCUGAGGAACCAGUUCCACUAUUUGCAACCAGAAACUCAGCUUCAGGAAAGAAGAAAAUUUCAAAAUAUUUGGACAAUGGCCAGUGUUCUUGGAACUUCAUCAGCUGCAAUCUUGGCCUCUCGACGCUUUUCUUCUCCCUCCUCCUCCUCCAAAUCCCCCAUUCACGGUCUCUUCCCGGCUCAAGGGCAGAGGAACGCGAGGAAGUUCUAUGGGGGAAUUGCAACUCCAUUGAGCACUGGGAGGUCUCAGUUCCGUGUUUCAAUUACUAAUGUUGCCACUGAAGUCAGUCCCGCCCAGGAACAGGCCCAGAAGCUUGCUAAGGAAAGUCAGAGACCUGUGUAUCCGUUUGCAGCUAUAGUAGGUCAGGAUGAAAUGAAACUGUGUCUUCUGUUGAAUGUAAUUGACCCAAAGAUUGGAGGGGUCAUGAUUAUGGGUGACAGGGGAACAGGAAAAUCUACAACUGUUAGGUCUUUGGUUGAUUUACUUCCGGAAAUCGAGGUAGUUAUGGGUGACCCAUUUAACUCUGAUCCAGAAGAUCCAGAAUCUAUGGGCGUGGAAGUCAGGGAAAGAGUUUUGAAAGGCGAUGAACUUCCUGUCACGACAACCAAAAUUACCAUGGUUGAUUUGCCGCUGGGUGCUACAGAAGAUAGAGUCUGCGGGACAAUUGACAUAGAGAAAGCCCUUACAGAGGGUGUCAAGGCAUUUGAGCCUGGCCUUCUUGCAAAAGCAAAUAGAGGAAUCCUUUAUGUGGAUGAAGUCAAUCUUUUGGAUGACCAUCUAGUGGAUGUUCUUUUGGACUCUGCUGCCUCGGGAUGGAACACUGUUGAGAGGGAGGGAAUUUCAAUAUCGCAUCCUGCUCGGUUCAUACUGAUUGGAUCAGGAAAUCCUGAAGAAGGAGAACUCAGGCCACAGCUGCUUGACCGGUUUGGAAUGCAUGCCCAAGUUGGGACUGUGAGAGAUGCUGAGUUGAGAGUAAAAAUUGUGGAAGAGAGAGCUCGGUUUGAUAGAAACCCCAAGGAAUUCAGAGAUUCUUACAAGGCAGAGCAGGAGAAGCUCCAGCAACAAAUUGCUUCCGCUAGAAAAACCCUAUCUUCUGUUCAAAUUGACCAUGAUCUCCGUGUCAAGAUCUCCAAGGUUUGUGCAGAGCUAAAUGUUGAUGGAUUGAGAGGUGACAUAGUGACAAAUAGGGCAGCAAAAGCUUUGGCUGCUUUAAAAGGCAGGGACACAGUAACCGCAGAGGAUAUUGCAACGGUCAUUCCCAACUGCUUAAGACACCGGCUUCGUAAGGAUCCACUCGAAUCAAUUGAUUCUGGUUUGCUGGUGAUUGAGAAAUUCUACGAGGUUUUCAGCUGAGGUGGUAAAUAUACAGGCUUCUCUGUUAUUGUUUGAGCUACUGCUUUUUCUUGCAUAUUUUUGUUCUCGUUAAGAGUCUGGUUGGGAUCCCUCUUUCUUUUGUAAUCUGAAACUAUUCCAGAUGUGCAAAUAGAUAGAACUUGUGUUUGUGAUCAUGAAAGGAAAACAAGUCUUACGCAACUUGUUUCCUUUUUUACUCCCAUUUUCUUCUGAUUCUGUCUGUUGUCCCCUGCCAUGUUAAUAUGGUAGGGGCCAAACAAUCUAAAAAAACAUACAAGUUAUCCUGGA
This is a messenger RNA of Diospyros lotus (date-plum), 1750 nucleotides long. RefSeq names its product magnesium-chelatase subunit ChlI, chloroplastic-like. Gene Ontology annotation, molecular function: ATP binding; magnesium chelatase activity; ATP hydrolysis activity. Bases 185 to 1462 code for a protein of 425 amino acids. Lineage: Eukaryota; Viridiplantae; Streptophyta; Magnoliopsida; Ericales; Ebenaceae. Gene Ontology annotation, cellular component: chloroplast stroma. The record is from RefSeq and is a predicted model, not a curated record. The transcript is spliced from 3 exons. Gene Ontology annotation, biological process: chlorophyll biosynthetic process.